This is a messenger RNA of Guillardia theta CCMP2712, 1115 nucleotides long. RefSeq lists its product as hypothetical. NCBI's taxonomy places the organism in Eukaryota, Cryptophyceae, Pyrenomonadales, Geminigeraceae. The record is from RefSeq and is a predicted model, not a curated record. The coding region runs from base 33 to 1049 and encodes 338 amino acids. The transcript has 6 exons. Gene Ontology annotation, molecular function: U6 snRNA binding; protein binding; U4 snRNA binding. Gene Ontology annotation, biological process: mRNA splicing, via spliceosome. Gene Ontology annotation, cellular component: U4/U6 x U5 tri-snRNP complex.
GGGAGGAGGAGGAGGCGAGUCACGUCUCGGCCAUGAGGGAUGGACCCAACGGAGAGACAGCACCGGCUGAAGGAGAGCAGCCGACUUCCAACCCGAGCGUUUGGGUUGCUGUGUGGAAGAGCCCAAGACAAGGGAUGCAGAUCCAUGGCAUCGACACGACCGUGUCUAGCCAGGUGGCGACAGUCUGCUGGGACGGCAGCUGCGAUGUCUUUGAGCUGGAGCCGCACGCGAGAGGCUUCAUGAGGUCAUGGAAGCAACCAGCUCGUCCUUCUUCCGGUCUCUAUGCCGUCAGCUUCGGGCUGAAAGGGGAGAAGCGCAUCCUCGCAACCGCCUGCAUGGAUUCUCUGUGCCACUUACUGUCCGGAGAGGACGGCAGGUUAUUGCAGUCGUUGAAGGGACACACGGGAGAGGUGAACUCGCUCAACUUUCAACGAGACGUUUCGGGGGGCCUGACGAACCGGCUUGUCUCCGGGUCUGACGACAUGACCUGUGUGGUCUGGGACGUGGAAAGAGGUCUUCCCGUGCAGACGCUGGCAGGGGAGCAUGAGGAAGCAGUUUACGGCGUGAAGUUCCACAAGCAGGACGCUUGCUUGGUCGCCUCCGUCGCCUUCGACCGGAUGGGCUUCCUGUGGGACUUGCGGCAGAAGUCAGCGGCGCUUCGUCUGGAGGGGCAUCGGGAUGACGUCAUCGGCCUUGACUUCUCCCCCUGCGGUAAAUUCCUGGCAACAGGCAGCGACGACUCCACGUGCCGCCUGUGGGACCUGAGGCGGACUUUCACGACAGUGGACGAGCUGCAGCAUGCCAUGGAAGUGAAGCGCAUCGCCUGGUCGCCAUGCGGCAGGUGGCUGGCGGCUGGCUCGUCUGACUGCACUGCGUACGUUUGGAACACGGAGAGAAUGCCGUGCACCCUAGAGGGAAAGCUCGAGGGUCACACGGCUCAGAUCUUCGACGUUGCUUGGCUGCCCAGCAGUCUUGGCUGGGCCUCACUAGUGACCGCAAGUCAUGACCAUCACUGGAUCGCCUGGGGCCCAUCGCUCGACGAUGUUUAAAAGCGAGAAUUUACUACUCCUCCACCACUGUACGAGCUCUCCUCUCGUUUACACAAUCUACAAGAC